AUGAUUUCCUCUACUCAGCUACCCUCAAUAUUGAUACUGCUAGCCAUCACUUUGGCAGCAGCUGUCUCGCCCGACAAGGGAAUGAUCCUUCGAAUUCGAUUAUCGGACGGUUCCAUGGAAAAAGUCCAAGUUCCACGAGGCGCCGAAGAAUCCAUGACACUCAGCGAUUUGUUGAAUCCGUUUCAGGUGGACGAAGAAUCCUCUACAGUACAGUUUGGAAGCGACAAAAUUGAUCCUAAAAAGACUCUGAGUGAAUUGGGCGCCAAACACGGAUCCAUGAUUACCAUUCAAUCCACUAACAGCAAACCAAAACCGACCGAGUCCAGAUUUGCCAAGAUGAAGCCGGCGAAGCGUGAAUGGGACCCCUUCCCAGACCUCGCUAGAGACCAUGGCACUGCUCUAUUAAAAGUAAAGACACGUCGAGCCUCCAGUAAUGGCAUGUCCUACGAUGACAUUUCCCGACUGCAAUCGUCGUUGCACGUGGUGGAACCACAACCAGAAGGCAAACUGAAGCGGGUCUACAUGUGCGCACGUUCAGCGGAACGCUUCCAUGCCAAUGGCCUAUUGAAAAAGACGGGUGGUGUCCAAUGUCGAGUUGGUUUACUUCUUGGGACCAUUCAAAAAGAGCGAGUCGACAAAAAACCGCGAAAGGCCCGGACUUCCUUGUCGAGUCAGACUUCGGAUGCUGAGUUUUGUACCGUUGCCAAGGUGCAGGCCGUUUGGGAACCGAGCGGACAAACUACUAGCAGUGGGAAAAUAUAUGACGACUCCAUUGCGUCUUCAAUGCUAUCUAAGAAUUCACGAGUCCUGGCCAUUGCCGAGAAAUUGGGUUUGCAACCAGUGGGUUGGAUUUUUAGUCAUGUCGACGAUAGACAUGGGGACGAUGAAGAUUCUUUGCCGGUGUAUGAUAUGGACCUGUCAUGUGGAUCCCAGCUGCAAAUUUCUAAAAUGAGGAAUGACAGCGAAGAUGGUUCCAAGUUUGUGACGCUCUCCAUGGACGCGAACAUUGGUGCUACCGAAGCCUUUCAAUUGAGUGACAUAUGUGUCCAAAUGGUCCACGAAAGCAUGAUUGUGACGAAACCUGGUACCAGCAAGAAACAAAUUACUACCCAUCACCCAGUGGUAGUGGAUGGCCGGGAAACCACACAAGUUGAUUCUGUCCUUUGUUUGGUCAAUACUGCCAUGUUGAGUCAUACGGGAACCUUUUCAGGCAAGACCGCAGCUGGUGCCGUCAAGAAGAAUGGAAACUUGACCAAUAAGACCAAGAAGACUCUGUUGAAACUGUUGGAGGAUGGCAAGGACAGCAAACUAUUGGAGGAGUUGUGCGAUUUCAAUACAAUCUUGGCUUUGGAUCAGCUAGUCACAGAGGAGGAAAGUGACAAAAUAUGCGAGGUGGUUUGGAAAUGGUCAAGGGGGCAAAAGCAAGGGACCAAACUGGGAUCCAAGCUGAAGAAACAGCUGCGGAACUUGUUGGAAGUGUAA
Messenger RNA from Cylindrotheca closterium, 1482 nucleotides. Lineage: Eukaryota; Bacillariophyta; Bacillariophyceae; Bacillariales; Bacillariaceae. The record is from the annotation of a GenBank genome assembly.